GCAAUUACUCGCACCACUUGAUAAAUCCUGAUAACAAAACAAGCGUGCUGGUCGUCUCACCAACCGGCUUGCCCUUAUUUUUGCACCUCACUCGCGGAUAAGUCGCGUAAUUGUUACACAACACUCUAUCAUCAUGAGUUCUAGCUGCGUUGGUAGACCAGGACUUAGAGGUCCGCGCUUGCGCGAAUGCGCCAGGGUUCAUAGGGGCUCGCGAGCACUGAGGCCCAUUUGCGCCGCGUCGCCUCCAGAAGGACCCAAACCGUCUGGCCCGGGGCCCAACCUAGCGGACCCGGUGGGGACCAUUGCCUGGGGCGGCACACUGCCCAGCACUCGGCGAGCGGUGCUUGGAGGGCUAAGCGGCCUCGGCAUUGCUCUGGGCGGCAAUCUGGGCGGCUGCACUAGCUUUUUGCUUGGGCUUGACGGCGGCCAGCUGGCGGGCCGGCUGCGGGCGGACGUGCUUAUCCCCGUGCGUGGAAUCAAACGAUGCGUGUACGGCAGCGGUGGCAGCGGAUUCGAGUUCACCUACCCGGCCAGCUGGCUCGGGGACCAGACGCUGGCCUACCGGGCAGCCAAGCGGGCGGAGGCGGCGCGCGGCGGCCCUCCCACCUUUGGCAGCCGGCGAGAUGACUUUGACGACUCCGGGUUCCCGGCGCUCAGCCCACCGCGGAGGCCGGCUCCGCAACAGGCGCGAGGGGCGGAGGUGGCGGAGCCGGUGGUGGCGUUCGGGCCGCCAGGCACCACGGGCGAGGAGAACGUCAGCGUCAUCGUGGCGCCUAUCAUGGCGGGGUUCAGCCUGGACAGCCUGGGCGGCCCGCGGGAUGCGGCGGAGCGCUUCCUCGCCAGCCUGGCGCCGCCCAGCAGCGGCCUGGAGGCGACGCUAUUCAGUGCCGAGGGCCGUACGGACGGCUCGCAGCUGUACUACACACUGGAGUACACGGUGAAGGGGCCCAGGUUCUACCGGCAUAACGUGUCCGUCUACACGGCCAGGGAAAACCAGCUCUUCACCUUCAACGCACAGUGCCCCGAGGCCCGGUGGCAGGAGGAUGCGGCAGCGCUGCUGGCCGCUGCGGCGUCGUUCCGCCUCACGUGAUGAGGACAAGGCCGUACUGGAGCCCAGCACCUUGCCCACCUAGGAAUGCCGGAGGCUAUUCGUGUGUCUUGUUUGGCGUGUUCACUGUGAAGUGCGCGCUGCGUUUGGAAGCCGGGGCCAUGCAUGCGAAGGGCUGGUGCUACUUGUGCUGGUUACUGACGAAGGCGAAAGGCCGGGAGGGCGGGUGCUGGACGCUAUGGCGAGACAGCGGGCGUGUCGUGUCACCUCACCGUGCGAAUGACUGGAGACAGGCACUGUAAGCAUUUGCCAGC
Chlamydomonas reinhardtii is the source of this 1362-nucleotide messenger RNA. RefSeq lists its product as uncharacterized. Gene Ontology annotation, cellular component: extrinsic component of membrane; photosystem II oxygen evolving complex; photosystem II. NCBI's taxonomy places the organism in Eukaryota, Viridiplantae, Chlorophyta, Chlorophyceae, Chlamydomonadales, Chlamydomonadaceae. The record is from RefSeq and is a predicted model, not a curated record. Gene Ontology annotation, biological process: photosynthesis. Gene Ontology annotation, molecular function: calcium ion binding. Bases 134 to 1090 code for a protein of 318 amino acids. The transcript is spliced from 7 exons.